Molecule: messenger RNA, 2157 nt
Organism: Ochotona curzoniae (black-lipped pika)
Lineage: Eukaryota; Metazoa; Chordata; Mammalia; Lagomorpha; Ochotonidae
Gene: CHST14
Product: carbohydrate sulfotransferase 14
Exons: 1
Coding region: 134-1264 (376 amino acids)
Biological process (GO): dermatan sulfate proteoglycan metabolic process; carbohydrate biosynthetic process
Cellular component (GO): membrane
Molecular function (GO): sulfotransferase activity
Source: RefSeq, a predicted model, not a curated record
AUCCCACCCCAGCCCUAUCCCUCUACUCCCUAUCCCCUCCGGCUCUGCCGCUUAACCCGCUUGCCCUGAUCCCCGCCUCCCCCAGCCACCCUCGACUUGUCCGGGCCUGCACGGGCCCCCACCCCGGAGAACAAUGUUCCCUCGCCCGCUGACCCCGCUGGCGGUCCCAAAUGGCGCUGAGCCCCUGGGCCGCGGCCUGAGACGGGCCCCGCUGGGCAGGGUGCGGGCCGGGCCGGGGGGCCCGCCACUGCUACUGCCGUCCAUGCUGAUGUUUGCAGUGAUCGUGGCCUCCAGCGGGCUGCUGCUCAUGAUUGAGCGGGGUAUCCUGGCCGACAUGAAGCCCCUUCCCCUGCACCCUCCCCGCCGCGAAGGCGCUGCCUGGCGCGGGACCGAACCCAAGUCCGGGAUACUACCCCUGGCUGCCGGGGACUCAGACUUCCAAGUUCGACAGGACGUCCGGAACCGGACCUUGCGGGCGGUGUGCGGGCAACCGGGCAUGCCCCGCGACCCCUGGGACCUACCCGCGGGGCAGCGGCGCACCUUGCUGCGCCACAUCCUCGUGAGUGACCGCUACCGCUUCCUCUACUGUUACGUGCCCAAGGUGGCCUGCUCCAACUGGAAGCGAGUGCUCAAGGUGCUGGCGGGAGUCCUGGACAGCGUGGAUGUCCGUCUCAAAAUGGACCACCGUAACGACCUGGUGUUCCUGGGCGAUCUGCGACCGGAGGAGAUCCGCUACCGCCUGCAGCACUACUUCAAGUUCCUAUUUGUGCGCGACCCCUUGGAGAGGCUGCUCUCGGCCUACCGUAACAAGUUCGGUGAGAUCCGCGAGUACCAGCAGCGUUAUGGCGCAGAGAUCGUGAGGCGGUACCGGGCUGGGGCGGGACCUAGUCCUGCCGGGGACGACGUCACCUUCCCCGAGUUUCUGAGAUACCUGGUGGACGAGGACCCUGAGCGCAUGAAUGAGCACUGGAUGCCCGUGUACCAUCUGUGUCAGCCAUGUGCCGUGCACUACGACUUCGUGGGCUCCUAUGAGAGGCUGGAGGCUGAUGCCAACCAGGUACUGGAGUGGGUGCGGGCUCCGCCUCAUGUGCGCUUCCCCGCGCGCCAGGCCUGGUACCGGCCGGCCAGCCCAGAGAGCCUGCACUAUCACCUCUGCAGCGUCCCCCGGGGCCUGCUGCAAGACGUGCUGCCCAAGUACAUUCUGGACUUCUCCCUCUUUGCCUACCCGCUGCCCAAUGUCACCAGGGAAGCCUGUCAUCAGUGACCCUGGGUGUGGGGCUAGCAGGGCCAGCGCCUCUCACUUCUGCCUUGUAACUCAGCCCCUGGAGGAGGGGCAUACUUGGGCCUUGAAGAGGUUCCUUGUGCGGGUUUACCAGGAACUCAGAGGACAGGGCCUGUGGCUACACAGUGGGCUGUGUCCUGGCCCCUGUAGGGUCCUUUCCCGCCCUGGCAGAGGUGGGUACCAGCUUGCCAGUGAAGCAGUGCCUACAUCUGAAGGCUGAUUUCAGGCUCCCCAGCUGCAGGGGGCAUUUAGCGCCACUCACCCUUGACCACAGCUGGAGGCGGCAGUCCUCAGGAGCUGUGGCCGUGGGCCCUGUCACCCCCAGGUGCUGCAGGACUGUGGUGAGCAGUCAUGCCUUUCCCACGUUCUGUGCCUUCCACUUCAACACUUGCCAGAUCCUUUCCCUGCUUCCAAGGAAAGGCAGCAGGGACCCUGCUUGAUAGCUCCAGGACUGGUCCGUAGAAACCCAAAGACCCGUGCCCCAUCUCUUCCUGAGGCUCUGGGAUCCUCUUUGCUUGUCCUGUCCCUUCUGUCCAGGUCUUUGAGGUUGGGAUUCUGCUUGGUGUAUCUUGUUGCCUGUUUUCCAGUGCAUUUAUUUAAGAUUUGUACUUUUUGAUAGAACUCUUUCAAGGGCUGUGUUUUCCUACCAGCUGACUUUUUAAUAAAGUGGUUUUGUAUAUAAAGCAAAAACCUCCAUGACUGCCCCUCUGAGCUCUGAUGGGUCCAGCCCAGCCCCUGGUGGCUGUUUGCCCUAGGGAGGGGAGGGGGCUUGCAGGUGGAAGCAGUGAGAGCCAGAGCAAAGGAUUUGGGCUGGCCCAGAGGGGCCACUGUCACCCAGAGGAGCUACACCAGCUCCCAGACUGGGCUCAAGGAGU